UAAAUUUAGUAAUCUUUUUAAUUGAUAAAUUACAUGAUGUAUAGCCAAUAGAUGUUUAGAAAACAAAUAAGGAAAAAUAUGACGUGGAGAUCAUGAUAAGCUGAAACACAAGAUUCUCCUUAGCUCAAUUCAACUCUGACUGAUUAGUCUCUCUCAUAUGCAAUUAAGCCCUAAAAUAUCAUUAUUUCCUUUUUUUUCUUCUAUCCCUUUCUGAUCUCUAGCUAUCUCUCCCUGUGUUCAUGUUCACAAGCAUAUAGUCUCUCCAAACGAUUGUUGAUUGAAGUUGAAGAUGAAAGACUUUGUGAUUGAUGAUGUUGGUAAUGCAGACUCCAUAAUGGAUAGUGAUGAUGAUGAUUGCAGAAGGUUUAUGGUGAAUGCAGUUACUAAGCAUCACACUCCAACCAUGUUUCAAGAAACUGAUGUUUCAGUUAUUUCUCUUGACGAUGAUGAUGAUGGUGAUCUCAAGAUUGAUGAGGACUACAAGUUGUUACUUGAUGAUAACAGUUUAGUCCCUCCCUUUGAAGACGACAGUAAAGAAUCUGAAACUCGUAGACUCAGAUUCAACAUGGUUACUAAUGAUGCAAACAGAUCUAAGAGGAAGAUAGCCGAGUUAGAGGCUGCAAGUGCUGUUCCUUUAGCUAGUAACAUGUCAGAAGAGUCAACAGAAGAUGAUGAGGCUUUAUGGGAUGUUCCACUGAUUAGAACCCUAGACGUCAUCAAACGUGACAACGAAGCUAGAAAACUGGCAGAGUCAACUUCAUGGGAUGUUCCAUUGGUUAAAGCCCUAGAAAUCAUACAAAGAGACAACAAAGCUAGGAGAAUGUCAGAGACUUUAUGGGAUGUUCCGUUGGUUAGAGCCCAAGAAGUCAUCCAACGAGGCAACAAAGCUAGGAGAUUUCUAGAGUCUAAGGUUGAUGACACUUUACGUGAUGUUCCAUUGGUAAGAACCAAAGAAGUGAAGCGAGUACAUAGAGUUACAGAGCCUUCAAUGACACAAAGCAACAAAAGAGUUUGUGUAGGGACAAGGAAGAAGAAUGUGGAAGAAGUUGUGGAUAAGGACUACAGGAGUUACCUCACAUGGCUUGUAGACUCCUUUAAACAUCCCACAACCGUUGUCCCUGAAAAGGAUCUAUCAGCAAAAGUAAAGGUUGAGAUUGAGUCUUGGUCUUCUGAUGAUGAUGAUGAUGAUGUAAUUGAGGUUAGUGAUACUCCAUUCACAGAUGGAGAGAGUACACCUUUUGUGGUGUCCAAGAGCAAGGAAGUGAUUGAUCUUGAGAAAGAUGAUAGUACAGAUGAUGAAAGUUUUGGUAGUUGUGUGUUUAGAAAGGAGCUAAUAGAUGUUCUUGAGAAACCAUACGAUGAAGGAGAGCUGUUGUUGUUGUCUAGUCAGGCAUCAAUGAAGAAACCAGUGAGUAGAUGUAGAGAGCUGAGAAAGGGAAGAGAGAGUAGCUAUGAGACUUCUGAGCUGGGACAGUCUUAUCUCGAGAAGGUCUGUGAUUUCGAUGAAGAAUACAAGCGUGUGGAUGGUGAUGAUAAGGCGAGGUUGGAGUUGCUGCGUGGGUUUUUCUUUUACUUGGAGAAUAUUUCUCUUCCUGGUGCUUUCAAGCCUUGGUUACCAGAGAACAUGAAGAAGAUGGGACAAAGAAAGCAAUCUUUGCAACCAUAAGAAGAUGGUUGGGUCAAUCUUUUGGUUAAACUGUUGUAUGUUUUAGAAUCGAAUCAGGGCUGCUUCUCUUUUAUUUUGUUGUUGUUGGAUGACAAUCUGAUUCAGAGUAGUUGCUUGUCUCCCAAGAAUCUUGUUUUCUUGAGCAAUGUCUCAGUGAGGACACUGAGUUCAAAAGCUUAAUCAAAAAAAAAAA
Molecule: messenger RNA, 1859 nt
Organism: Brassica rapa (field mustard)
Lineage: Eukaryota; Viridiplantae; Streptophyta; Magnoliopsida; Brassicales; Brassicaceae
Source: RefSeq, a predicted model, not a curated record